AUGCAGGUUCUCCGCCAGCGUUGCGCAGCUGGGUCUACGCUCACGCAAUUGCCUCUCAGGCGCUCCGGGCUACAAUAUCGCGGCCUUGCGACAGUGACAUCCUCUUCCAUAGCACCCUCUCGCUCUCCGCCAUAUCCCAAGAUCCUUAGCAAGCUAAACGAAGUCAGGAGAGUGCUAGGCGCAUCAAGACCCCUGACUCUCGCCGAAAAGAACCUAUAUUCCCACCUUGAUAAUGUCGAAGAGUCAUUGCUUACAGGCACGCAGAAUGGUAAGGAGAUUCGAGGUUGCGCCAACCUGAAGCUCAAACCUGAUAGGGUUGCUAUGCAAGAUGCAUCCGCACAGAUGGCCCUUCUGCAGUUUAUGUCUUGCGGUCUUCCAUCGACGGCGGUUCCAGCUAGUAUCCAUUGCGACCACAUGAUUGUCGGAGAGAAGGGAGCCGACGUGGACCUUCCAGCGUCCAUCAAGGGAAAUAAAGAAGUCUUUGACUUUCUUGAGUCUGCUGCAAAGAAGUAUGGGAUUGAGUUCUGGCCUCCAGGCGCUGGAAUCAUUCACCAAACCGUGUUGGAAAACUAUGCCGCACCUGGACUGCUGAUGCUUGGUACCGACAGCCACACACCUAAUGGCGGUGGUCUGGGCGCCAUUGCCAUUGGCGUAGGCGGUGCGGAUGCCGUAGACGCUCUUGUUGAUGCUCCAUGGGAACUCAAGGCUCCUAAAAUUCUAGGUGUGCGUCUCGAGGGUGCCCUCAACGGCUGGGCAUCUCCAAAGGACAUUAUUCUCCACUUGGCUGGCAAGCUGACUGUUCGCGGUGGAACUGGGUUCAUCAUCGAAUACCACGGCCCAGGCGUAGAAACACUCAGCUGUACUGGAUUAGCCACAAUUUGCAACAUGGGUGCUGAAGUUGGUGCCACUACAUCACUCUUCCCAUUCUCACCUAGCAUGAUACCAUACCUACAAGCUACAAAUCGCUCCGAGAUAGCCAAGACCGCAUCAGAAAUUGCAUCCUUUGGCCCUCAGAACUUGCUUAGUGCUGACCCGAAUGCCGAAUACGAUCAGCUUAUUACGAUUGACCUUUCUACUCUUGAGCCACAUAUCAAUGGGCCUUUCACCCCUGACCUUUCUGUUCCCCUUUCAGCCUUUGCUAGUACAGUUCGCGAAAAGAAAUGGCCCGAAACCUUUGGCGCUGGAUUGAUUGGAAGCUGUACUAACAGCUCCUACCAAGACAUGACCCGUUCUGAAGACCUUGUUAAGCAGGCUUCUGCAGCCGGGCUUCGUCCAAAAGCCGAUUUCUUCAUCACCCCUGGGAGCGAGCAGAUUCGAGCAACUCUAGAGCGUGAUCAGACUCUAUCUACGUUUUCGUCUGCUGGUGGCACAGUUCUUGCUAAUGCAUGUGGACCAUGUAUCGGGCAAUGGAAACGAACUGACGGAGUGAAAAAGGGUGAACCUAAUGCUAUUCUUACAUCGUACAACCGAAAUUUCCGCGGUCGAAACGAUGGUAACACCGCGACAAUGAACUUUCUCGCGUCUCCAGAGAUAGUUACGGCCAUGUCCUAUGCUGGUUCAACUACCUUUAACCCAAUGACAGACUCUCUGACCACCCCUAGCGGGGAAUCAUUCAAAUUUCAGGCACCUGUAGGCUCAGACCUUCCUUCUGCUGGGUUUGCGGCUGGAAAUCCAGAUUUCCAGCCCUCUGCUGCAGUACCAGACCCAUCCGCCGUGGUCGUAGUAUCACCCACAUCUGACCGUCUUGCUCUCCUGGAGCCUUUUGAACCGUUCCCACCCAAAGACCUUACCUCUCUUCGGGUCCUUUACAAAGUCAAGGGACAGUGCACUACCGAUACCAUUUCUGCUGCCGGCCCAUGGCUCAAAUAUAAAGGACAUCUCCCUAAUAUUUCAGCAAACACCCUGAUUGGAGCUAUCAAUGCUGCUACAGGUGAAACUAAUGUCGCCUACGACCUUGAUGGCAAGACCUACUCUAUUCCAGACUUGGCCGAGAAAUGGAAAAAUGAAGGUAGCCAGUGGCUCGUAGUUGCUGAAGAAAACUACGGUGAAGGAAGUGCCCGAGAACAUGCUGCUUUGCAACCUAGAUAUCUAGGCGGAAGAAUCAUCGUUGCAAAGUCCUUUGCUAGAAUUCACGAAACGAAUCUCAAGAAACAAGGUGUUGUGCCGCUGACAUUCAAGGAUAAGGCUGACUACGAUAAGAUCGAUGCUUGUGAUCAGGUUGAUACUGUUGGCCUUUAUGAUGUAUUAAACAAUGAUGGCCAAGGUGAAGUCACUCUGAAGGUGACCAAGAAGUCCAGCGGGAAAACGAUUAAUAUUCCCGUCAAGCACACCUUAAGUAAAGACCAGUGCGGCUUCAUCCUUGCCGGCAGUGCAUUAAACCUUCUUGCUGCUAAAUCGCGGUAG
This is a messenger RNA of Microsporum canis CBS 113480, 2403 nucleotides long. Its product is annotated as aconitate hydratase. NCBI's taxonomy places the organism in Eukaryota, Fungi, Ascomycota, Eurotiomycetes, Onygenales, Arthrodermataceae. The record is from RefSeq and is a predicted model, not a curated record. Gene Ontology annotation, molecular function: 4 iron, 4 sulfur cluster binding; aconitate hydratase activity. Gene Ontology annotation, biological process: tricarboxylic acid cycle. Bases 1 to 2403 code for a protein of 800 amino acids. Gene Ontology annotation, cellular component: cytosol; mitochondrion. The transcript is spliced from 2 exons.